Molecule: messenger RNA, 943 nt
Organism: Achroia grisella
Lineage: Eukaryota; Metazoa; Arthropoda; Insecta; Lepidoptera; Pyralidae
Product: protein C10
Exons: 4
Coding region: 404-751 (115 amino acids)
Biological process (GO): post-embryonic development
Source: RefSeq, a predicted model, not a curated record
CGUUUUAACUUAUGAACUUACUAAUAAGUUAGACAUUUGCUAAUAAAUUGAGAAUAUGUUUCGAAAAAAAUAAUACACAAAUACACAGAGGCCAAAUUAGUUUUUCUGAUCUGUACGCAUUGUAGUUGAAAAUUAAUAUUGCUUAUUUUUUUAACUAUUUUUAUAAUUCUUGUGUGUUCCUUUUUUGUUUUGUACACAGGCUUAAUGCAUAUAACUUGUGUUAAUAAUAAAACAAACAAUAAUUUUGUCUACUUAAACUAAAUACCUAACCUAUUAUAUUAAAAAAACAUUCCUUGUUGGUACGGUUUCAUUUUCUGCUGUAGAGUUAGUCAUUAUUUGAGAUGACUGUUACGAAGAUGAACUAAAUACGUUAGGUUCUAAAUGCAUUAUCCAACUUAAUGCAAUGGCUUCACCUCAAAAUGUGACAGUAGAUCAGAUACGUAAAAUCCUCACGGAAGUGGUAGAAGCAUUGGAGUCUGCCGACUAUGCUCCGAAGCUGGAUGAAGCAAAGGAAACAGCUGGCAAUGAGAUGUUGAAGAUGAUGCAGAUUGUUUUCCCCAUGGUUGUCCAGGUUGAAAUGGAGACUAUCAAGAGGCAUGGUUUCAGCAACUCUAGAGAAGGAAUUGUGCAAUUCACACAGAUGGUUCGCGACAUGGAGAGUGAUAGUGAAGUAGCCCGACUCCACUCGAGAAUCCGAAGCCAUUAUCUACCUCCUGUGUCCAUCAGCUCCAAUGUAGACACAUCUUUAUAAAUAUUGGGGCCCUGUAUCUGAGUCAUCGCUCACCAGGCAAAGGAGCGGCAGACAAGAUCAAAGGCAUAUUAAAACCUAGGUGUUUUACCUACUUAUCUAUAUUCCGAGCAUGCAGUAUUACCUAUAUUUAAUGUUUAUUCUACAUUUUCUAACUAUUUAUAUUAAUCUAUGAAUAUAUUAUUCAACUGAGUA